GCGAACGCACGGAAAGUGCUGAGAUCGCUUAACCUUCGGUUUCUAUUCCUUCACACAAGUUCGGUUUUUGUGUGGCUACUGGUGUGGUUUUCCCUGGCGUGGGAGUGAGUAUUUGAACGAAUUCGGCGAACGCAAAUGAUAGCCAGACCUCGAGUGUAUCGAAUUGAUUUGUCUGCUACAGUUUGAUACGUUCGCCGCAAUAAAGGGGGAAUAAAGCGUUAACUCCGGAACGGGGGUGGGGAAGCGUGGUGUUUUUCCCACGCUUCAUAAUCCGGUACCACAACCGACGCCAAUUAAGACUGUGUCCGUUAGGAGUGGCACAGCGCAGCGGAACAAUUUAUUAGGAACAAAAAGUGACGAAGAUGAACAGUGUUUAAAGAAGAGUGAAAAUUAGUUUCGAUGGGCGAGCAAAUAGUGAACAUGCACAGUAGUGACCAUGGCAUGCAACGGCCGGUGGUACAGUAGGCGAAGACGGCAUGGCACUUUAUGCCCGUAUGUCCUGUGUAAACGAUGGUAGUGCGAAUCCCGACCGGCAAUGAUGGUGAUAACGAUGAAAAAUUGCAUUUGCCUCUGGAAACUGUGUCUAGCAUAACGGGGAAGCUUUUAGAGUAGUAGCUAAUAGCACGGCCGACGCAACGGAAGUUGAUUUUGCGAAACAAAACUAUGCAAGAUAGUUGGGAAUAAUUGUGUUUUGGGCCGGGAACGCAUGGUGGUUUGUAGCACAUUUGCAGUCGGAGUAGGCUUUAAUAUACUGGCUGGAGCCGAUCAGAUGAGUUAGUAUGUGAUGACACACCGCAUGCUAUUUCCGUGUAAUGUCCAUCAAAAUAACACAUCAGUGACAAGCAGUGGUCGCAGCAAACAUAAAAAUAACCAUUAGUUCGCAUAUAGGAACGACGUUUUCUUUUUUCUGCUAAGCUUGAGAAAGUAAACCGCGUUAAAAGUGUGAAGUAAAAUUGUUGUUUUACGUAGAAAAAGAUUGAUCUUAACCAGAGCAAAACAUCAGCUGAGGAGUAAAAUGAGGUGAAAACAUCAAGCGUUGAGUGUGUGCCGACUUCCCAAAUAGCGCAUUGGACGCGGAGUGAUUUUUUUUUGCAAUACCACAGACGGUAUAGGUAUUAUUUUUACGGAUAAGACGAUCAACGCGCAAUAACGAAUCAGAAAAUCACGGCCAACUGCAAUCACGAUCCGGGAAUCGACAGGCAAACAACAGGGGUCAGCCAACACGGUACGGCACGAGGGAUCAAGUGCUAUUGCUCGAUAACCGACAAUUCGAUCUCUUAAGAAAGUCACCAUUAUCACCAACGGCAAUGACAAGGACUACUACAAUCAGCUUCCGUGCGUGGGCAACCGUUGGUAUGUAGUAAGCCAUUGAAUAGCAAGAACGAAUCAGCGCCUACUGAUGCUGUAACUGGCUGUGGCAUUUGUUACCAAACGGACCGUACUUCAAAGCGGUUAUUUUGGUGGUUUUGUGCACCGUACUUGCAGUGAGAAUAAUGUUUAGAGAAUGGCAAUUGUAUCAGUGAUACCGGUGGCCAACAUUACACACUCCAGUGACAAUGGAAAUGGGACGGCGAAUGGAACUGCCGGCGGAAGCGGUGGCAUUGGUGACGGAGAGGGAUCAGUCGGUGGCUGUCCCCGGCCUGAUGACACACUGUACCCGAGUAUGUUUGGAAUUGACCUGGCGGUACCGCAGUGGGAAGCGAUUGCAACCGCGCUGGUACUGACGCUCAUCAUCAUCAUCACCAUCGUCGGUAACGUGCUGGUGAUUUUGAGUGUGUUUACGUACAAACCGCUCCGGAUAGUACAAAACUUCUUCAUUGUAUCACUGGCUGUGGCCGAUCUGACUGUGGCCAUCCUCGUGCUGCCCUUUAAUGUGGCCUACUCGAUAUUGGGCCGAUGGGAGUUCGGUAUCCACGUCUGUAAGAUGUGGCUUACUUCCGACGUUCUUUGCUGUACGGCUUCUAUACUAAACUUGUGUGCCAUAGCACUAGAUAGGUACUGGGCUAUAACCGAUCCGAUUAAUUACGCCCAGAAACGUACCCUGGAGCGAGUACUGGCAUUGAUUGCCGGUGUGUGGAUAUUGUCGCUGGUAAUCAGUUCGCCUCCCUUGAUCGGCUGGAAUGACUGGCCGGAGGAAUUUUCCAGCGAAUUCCCAUGUCAAUUAACGAGCAAUCAGGGCUACGUCAUCUACUCAUCGCUCGGGUCGUUCUACAUCCCGCUGGUCAUAAUGACAAUUGUGUACAUCGAAAUCUAUAUAGCGACCCGGCGACGUCUCCGGGAAAGAGCUCAGGCUUCCAAGAUAAACACCCUGGCCAGUAAAAGCAUCGGGGUGAUAGGCGAUAAAGAACUGGGCACGGCCCAACAUCAUCCACCGGAUCGGGAAUCAAUCAGCAGUGAAACGAACCACAACGAACAUCCAAACAAUAGUACCAGCAGCAGCAGCACCGACCACAGAUCCCAGCGGAAACGGAAGAAGAAAGCAAAGGAGAAAAAGGAAGCCAAAGAGGCGGCUAAGCGUGCCAAACAGGCGGCGGAGACUCAACUCCGAAUGGCUCUACGGGACGAGGAUUCCGUCACGGAGUAUCCGGAAAAUUCGUCCAUGGGUAAAGCAAACUGUGAUAUCAAAUUGGGCACCGAUCCGAACGGGAUCGCGGCGACUGAUGCGGACGCAGCGGAUGAUGGUGCAACUAAUCCAACUAUCGCUAAUACCACCACCAACACCACCACCAACGGCAGCGGAACCGUUGGCGAUACAACGUCCAAAAAAGCGCUGGUUGCCCGGGGACACAUGAAACAAUCGUUCCGGAAGGCUGGUGGCCUUAAUCAAUUUAUCGAGGAGAAACAGAAAAUCUCCCUGUCGAAGGAACGGCGGGCAGCGCGAACGCUCGGCAUCAUCAUGGGAGUGUUUGUGGUUUGCUGGUUGCCCUUCUUCCUCAUGUACGUGAUCCUACCGUUUUGUCCAACGUGCUGUCCGACAAAUAAGUUAAUUAAUUUCAUCACAUGGCUCGGUUAUAUCAACUCUGCUCUAAAUCCUAUUAUUUACACAAUAUUCAAUUUAGAUUAUAGGCGUGCAUUCAAACGGCUGUUGGGAAUCAAACCGUAGCUAGGAGAUGUACAAUGGGGAUAACUACCCGUACAAAGAAAAUCUAUGUUUCUGUCUGGUAAGAUAAAUCGCUGCAGCAGUAGGCUGUGAUUGCCUGCUCGGGGAUGACACACAUGCUCUUGCUUUUUUUUUACCAUUAGAACUAUCCAAGAUAGAUCUAGACACAUCGAACAAACUGCCAAAGGCCUACGAUAGUUAAAUCUGAUUAUUUCUUCACAAAAUCCAUCGGCAAUCAUACGCCACUUGCACAAAGCUAAUUGAAUUUGCAAAACAAGAUUCACAGAUUGGAUUUCGUCUCUUCGGAACACGAGCAAACACUGAAAUUGAAAAGUUCCCACGCAAACAAGUUACAAAAUCGAAGCCUCCUACGAUCGAGUCAAAUUCAACCGCACACAUUGGAUUGAAUCUCCCAAAGAAGAGCCAGAACCGACAAAUAAUUUUUCUCUUAGCCCUCCAGUCAGGAGAAAACAUAUUGCGUGCGUUCAAUUUUCCGCCUUCAAGGCAAACAGUAGAAACAAGCUUCAAACGCCAUGUCUAGCACACAACAAAUCAACAGGCCGUAGCCCCCCCCUGGAAAAUGACAAACCGUUUCAAUAUUUGCUUUGCAUACGCAAAUGGGAGAAAAUGAUUUGUCCCGCAGUUCUUUGCUUUGAUGGCGGCUGCUGUGUUGUUGGGGACGGUUAAUGGAUGAAAUUGAUAUACUCUCGUUCGUUUUUUGGCAUUCUCGAGGGAAAUUAUUUACAUCAUUGACUGGGGAGUGGGGAGGGAGUUGUUUGUUUAAGUUUCAUCUCUGAGCAGAAAGUUGCCCACCCUAAGCACUUAGUGACCAAUCUCAGUUGGCGGGCGCGUUUCCAGAGCAGUAAGAGUCCCCUGAAUUUUGAUACGUUUCAUCAAUGAGGGAAACUUCUUAAAAUCUUAAGACGAAAACAGUUAGAAUUCAACGGAAAGGUUCAUUCAAGGAUAUCGAUUUCAAAAGAUAGAAAUUUUAUAUGAAUAUGGGUAAUCUGUAAACUGUAUCUGUAAUAAACGUAGAAUGGCGCACACUAUUUUUUGAGCAGCUCUAUUUUUCUGUGCUUGAUAAUUUCUUUUUUUUUCUUCUAAUUUAUUUGACACGGCUUAAUGCGUUAGAAUAACGUUUUUUACAGAAUGUUAAAAUAAAAAAGUAACUAAGUAACAGCCUGUCCGACGGAUCUUGCUGACGCAGCUUGCUAUUGCGUGUUGAGAUCCUUUUUCUUGGCGGUGAUGCACUAUUUGCGUUAUCCUCUGCAACUCAGGGGUCAGUUCGUCUGCCUUCAACUCCUGAUGUCGUUCACGUCCAUGACGUCAUCAGUACUGCUUUCAUGCUGUUCAUUGUCGGAAGUUCUAGUUUGUUUCUUGUUCCUACAGGACGCUGUUGUAAAUCCGUCUUCAUUGGCAUUUGAUUCUUUAUAGGUGGUAUUGGUUGUUGGGUUGGACACAUUUCAUGCGCUUUUUGCUAAAGCAGUUGGUUAGUUUAGCCUACCCGAUCCGCAGUCGUUAGUUUAGCCUACGACGACCGUGUAUCGGUCUGGCCUAUAAUAGAUAGAAUUUCCCUAGCAGCGCAAUGCGUUCCAUGGUGUAGCGUCUGAUCACAGAAUUGGCACGUAGGAAUCUGCCCUGGAUACGUGACUAAUGUUCGCUGACUAUAUGAUACACCUUGGUAUGACUUGAAUCGGAUGGUCAGGGAGGAGGGGAUAGCUUUUGUCGGGCGCCAGGUACGUAGCAAGAGGAGGGGCUAAGGGGCUAAAGCCCCCCCCCCCCCGAAAUGUUUCGAGAAUACAUUACAAAAACAUGAUUAUCAACGACUUAACAAUUUCGUAACUCGUUUGGUGUGAACAAAUCAGAAAUAGUUAAAGAAGAUUGUUGUUUUCAACAAUCAAAAACAACGGUCACGAAACUCAGUGUGGUUUAUGGUUCUGCCCGAGCCAGUGCAAAUCGAACGACAAAAAUAGUUACUUUUAUAUUGUGUGCCUUGUCUGAAGAACAAGGGAAUCUGCUGCUAUACUUCUUGCCCUGGUAAUCUGUCUAGAUGAGUAAGUCGGAGAAGCAAGAAGUGGUACUUCGGCCAAAUACUGUAAUUAUUGUUGACUCGCAUAAGACCGAGUAUUCGUGAUGGGGAAAAUUUUCUGAAGGUGCGCCCAUCGCGUUCAACAAAUUGGCCCAGGCUAACCCAUUCAUUUUGAAUAAUUUAAAACACUUCGUUGUGUGUGACAAUGCUUUAAUUAAGAGCUUGAUAUAUAUGGGCGGCGAGAAAAUCAAUGUUCGGUUACAAGAUCGGAUACCGCUCAUUUGGGAGAAAUGCAAUACAAAACAUAAUGCUAUAGUAAAAUCACACAUAGUAUUCUUUGUACAUAUCAAGGACAAACUAUUACGUUCUAGUUUUGUAAUAACGGCACAUUAUGGUUUACCUUGAUCAGAAACCGCUGAUCACCAAAAAUAUUACAUUUGUGGCACCUGUUCAGUUGCAACGGCAAAAGCUGCAUCAAGUAUCUCAAAACCUACAGCCAGUAAAUUACUGAGGAAAUUCACUCAUCUGUUCGCGAACAUAAAGGCAGCAAACACUAUGAUGACACGGAAGGGUUAAAUAUCGAGAUAGAUAUGAACGACCCCCUUUACGCUGUUUGUGAGGAUACAAUAUUCCCACGCCCCUUCACGUGCAGUGCCUACGAGCUUGAACGAGAUCUGCUGGACAACCACUAAAACUAGUUUUAUUAGCCGAAACGACAAGCUUUAUUUUUGCGUAAUUUUAGCGCAAUAUCAUUUUUAUUGACAUUUAAUUUUAUUUGCAUGCAUUCGUUCCGUAUUAAAACACUGCGCCUAAAAUGUUGUGACUGGUUGAAUCUAUAAGUCCAUUAAAUUCGAUUUCAUAUCUUUGGUAGAGUAGAAUACGGUCAAUUAGGUAUGGGGGUACAAUAGGUAUAGGGCUAAUAAUAUAAUGUAGGGAUCUACAAAUAAUGUAGCAAAGAUAAAAUUACAUCCUUGCAGAGGUUGCUCAUUUUGUGUGAAUUAGAUACACGGUAGAGAACAUCUUUGACGACAGUCAUAUCGGCUGUUACCAUGGAUCAGCUGUAUUAGUUACGGCCUCGUUUAUGUUUUCGCAUGUUGUUCUGCGAAAACGCAUUGUCUUUCGUCCUCAGUACAGUACAUUUAAUCAAUGUAAAAAAAUGUCAAGUGGGUUUUUUCUUACGUAAAAAUUAAUGCUGAACACGAGUAUUGUGUCAGUUUCUUGAUAUUUUGUUUUUGAACAAAAAUACGGACAUCAACAUGAAACAUACGCUUGGGGGCACAACAGAUCAACCGUUUGGGGCACUAUAGGUCACUACUGAUCGUCUCACAGUUAAACAACCAAGUGAGCCGAAAUUAACAACUUCAAUUACACACUCUGGCGACGACGACGACACCGAAGAGCUCAAAAGUACAAAGCCAGACGCAGCUGCCGAAAGAACAUAUUUUUUCAACAUUUCCUUUCGCAGUUUCAUGAUUGUUCACAUCAUUUGCAACAUCUCAUUUUCUUACCUAAAUGACGUAAAUUUAAGUUUUAAAUAACCUGCAGUACUUAUUCCCUUCAAAUAAAAGUUAAACCGUUGAUUUUCUAGGCGUGUAAAUUGUUUAAUUUUACCUCGAAUAUAGAGUGACCUACCGUACCCCCACAUUUUAAAAACAUCGAAAAAAGUACCUUCGUCUUAUUGGAUUUAGCUUGAAAAAUAUUUAGCCAAGCGUAAAACCAUUAUUGCCAAAACGUUGCCAGAUUUAUAACAUUUCCAACGAGUGCUUGUCAGUCAAAAUCAGCGCAAAAGUACCAUCGCACCAGCUUGCCAAAGAAAACUGACCUACUUGACCACACUCUACUCUAUAUGGCAGUCUCUUGAUCUGUUUUUGUUCGUUUUGGAAUAAAAUGAGAGAAAUAAUCAGAAAUCACGGAGGAGAAAAAGAGAAUCAGCUAAUCUAAGUCGCCUCAAGAGCAUUUCUUCCAUCUUUUCUAUGCACUCAGAACCAGAGUUAAAAAUAAUCGAAGCUCUUUUUUGACGGCUGAAAAUGAACCUGUUGCGACUCGCGGUGAAUAGCAAAAAUAUUCAUUCAACUAUCCAUCUUAUCCAUUCAGUUGAAUAUCGUACAAUAUAUUCAUUUCACUAAUUAUCUAGAAAAAUGUUUUCAAAUGCCGAUAAAGCAUAUGAAACAACAAUCAUCAUCGCUUACAUUGUGCCAGGGCCUACUUUGAUGCAUUCGAUUCGUUACUGCACGGUCGCAUCGUGUAAUAAUCGGAGACGAAUGAAAAUCUGCAUGGAUGAAUGGGCGGUUUAUUCGUUUGACGUUUAGCUGCGUCACUGAAUAUUGAAAAUGAAUGCGGCUGAAUAUGAUCAAUUUUCAUUCAAUGAAUUUGAAUAUUUUUAACUCUGCUCAGAACGAGUGCUGUCGGAAUUGCGCUCUAAUCCGCUCAAUUCGGUGUGAAAAAAUGGCAAAGAGGCGAAUGACUUUAAGGUUAAACAGGUUAAACCUCUAUAAUCAAAAAAAUAAAUAAUUGAAAUUGUUUCCUAAAUUUUGGUAAUUAAAAAGCAUUAUAGCUUUUUUCAAAAAUUCAUGCGUCUUUUCCAAUCUCAAUGAUUGUAAAUUAAAACUAAUUACUGAGCAGAUUGUGAUAACAUAUUUGAAUUUACUUAGAAAGUGCAACUGCAACCAUCAUAGCAAAUCCAACUGCCAGAAGGAACUAGACAGUAAGCCAUGCAUACUGAGGCUGACAAAAAAUUUGCAAAAGAUUCACAGGAAUCGGUUAAAUUGCAGUAAUUUAAAAAUAGAGAAAUCUAAAAGAAAGUCUCUUCGGCACAGGAGAAGCAAGUGCGAUGUGUUCUUUUUGAAGCAAGCAAGUCUGAUGCUAAAAUUAAAGAACUCACCCAUAUUUAUAGUUUCUAGUUAUUUUAGUGGUGUCAUCAAUGUUACAUUUAACAAAACUUACGUGAAUUAGAAGAUAACAGUAAUCAGUACUGAGGGAUUUCCUUCCGAUUAGUGAACAGUCUUUUAAUAGAUAAAAUUCCGGACUAAAGGACUGGCACAUAUUUUUUGUAUUGUUCAAAAAUUCAUGAAUUCUGAAAUAAAUAAAUAAAUAACCUUUUCGCACUUGUCUGAUAAUAUUACCGAAAAUCGUCUUUAAUGUAUUUAUAUUAUUGAAAAUAAUAUAAAUAAGCCAUUUCUACAAAUCGCCUGCCCGAUCAGAAGACUUGUAGUGAAUUUCGACAUUCUCUUGUAUUUGUAUUUAAAUAAUUGAAGUGCAACUGACACUGAGUCUUAAUGAACUAAAUUAAAAAGAAAUGACCUAAAAUGGCAACAAACGGUUACGAAACUGAAUCACGAAGUCGAAGAUGUCGAUAUAAUCGUUGAAGCACACGGGUUGGUGCGUAUAGGUUAAUUUUUGAUGGGAUAUCGGGAACAUCAUAUUCAGUCAGAAGAAACUUCACGACACGAAGGUAGCCUGCGACGCGUGUGUACGAUAUUCUAAAGUAUCCUAAUAAUCGACAACGGCCUUCGUAUGUUGGCAGGUUUAGCGGAUCGUUCGAAGGCAAUUGACGUAGCGCAUAUCGUAUGAAUCUGCGCUGGACAGCUUUAAUUCUUUGGCUCCAAGUUGCAUGAUAGGGGCACCCGUGUAAUCUGACCUUCAUAGUUGGAAGACGUUGUUUGAGGAUUAAGGGUGCUUCCAUCAAGAAGGAGGGAUGUUUGGGUACGGUGUCUUAAACGUCCAUUAUUCGAACGUUAUGUAGUGUAGCAAAAAUUUCAUCGCACAUACUCCACAAUGUGGAACCAUAAACGCAGCGCACUGCUGAUUAUAAUUUCUGGAAUACUUUAUGUAGUUUACACAUGGUCAGUUACACUGAAUCGUGUUGUUCCUGGUAUAAUAUGGAGUCGACUUAUGACUUUGGAAAAAAACACAUUUUUUUUUUAAUGAAUAUUCUUCACUCACAUACUGAUAGAAUAUAUUCGUAAAUCACUAGGAAUUAGAUUCGUACAGAAAAUAUUCAUAAAAUAUACGAAUUUUUCGUACAUAUAAUGAAUCGUUCGUAUUUCUACUGAAACACUUUAAUUUUUUAUUACGAGUUUUUCGUGAAAACCACGAAACGACUUUCGUUGGCUUUAUACGAAACAGCUUCAUUCGGCAAACGAAUUGUUCGUUGCUAUAUACGAAUAUCUUUGUAAUAUUUACGAACACCAUUCGUCAAACCGUCAACAUCAAAAGAGCUUCAAUAUGGAGUCAUUGUUGCUAUACGUCAGAUGAUUGUCGAUCAUCACUACGGUCUCGGUCUGACUAUUUAGUAGCCAUAUCGGUGUCCGCCGGUUUCAGGAAGAUUUCCUUAAACUCUUUCUAUUGAGUUGAGCCAUCGCGAACUGCUCGUUGGUUUUGAAUGAAGAAGUUUGAGUUUUUCUCUGCCGGAGCAAUGUCAAAACAAUAUGCUUUUAAAUACGAAAACUUUUCUAACAUGAACAAAAUGCAUUCGUACGACCAAAGGCGUUCGUAAUAUACACAAACAUUUAUUGAAAUAAACGAAUCAUUUUGUUUCAUUCACGAAAAAUAAUGUCGUUAUCAACGAUAACAUUCCUGCAAUGUACACUAAAUAUGUAAAAUUUACGAAAACUUUCGUUCUUCAAGCGGCCAUCUUUCUAAUCCUCAAUAGAGAAGAUUGAAAUACAAUCGAUUUUGCCAGAUCGAUCCUUUUAGUUAGUUAAAAAGUCGUUUUUGACAAAAAUCGAUCCUAAAAUAUCGAUUGAAAAAAUAAUAUGCUAAUGAAUACGAAAACUUUCCUAAGAUGAACGAAAUAAAUUCGUGUGAGCAAUGAAAUCGUUCGAAAUAUACAUAAACGUUCAUUCGAAUAAACGAAACAUUUCGUUGCAUUCACGAAAAAUAAUGUCGUUCUCAAUGAUAACAUUCGUGCAAUGUAAACUAAAUAAGUAAAAUUUACGAAAACUUUCGUUCAUCAAGCGUACAAUUUCUUCGUACCACAAUAGAAUCGAUUUGGCCACAUCGAUUUUUUUAAAUCAAAAAAAAAAUCGAUGUUGUCAAAGAUCGAUCCCAAAAGAUCGACUGAAAACAAUAAGAGGCUAAUAUAUACGAAAACCUUUCUAAAAUAAACGAAAAGAAUUCGUGCCACCAGCGUAAUAUACACAAACGCUUAUUAAAAUAAACAAAAUAUUUCGUUUCAUUCACGAAAAAUAAUGUCAUUAUCAACGAUAAUAUUCGUGCAGUGUACAUUAAAUGUGUAAAAUUUACGAAAGCUUUCGUUCACCAAGCAUGCAUUCUUGUUCAUGAAAUGAACGAAACCUACUAUUUGCAACGCACGAAAAUACUUCGUUGCAGAAAACAACGAAUGAAUUCGUGCAUUGCAUGAUCGAUUUCAUUAUAUUUACGAAUUUAUAUUAUCAGUGCAGAUGGUCGAAUUUGGGAAUCUUUGAAAUCAAUCGCUAUUAUUUAAAGUCUAAGUGCGCGAAUCGUCACAAGGUUCGUUCAUUUUGUUCGUAUUGCUUUCUGCCGAAAUAUAAAUAACGGUGCUUUGCAAUAUUGUCUUUUUUUGAACGAAUUGUUGGUGACGUAAAUUUUUGUUAUAUAUUGCAACAGACGUUUUGUUCAUUCAAUUAUUAUGACCAGUUCGGGGAGACAUAGAAAGCGAACUGGUAAUAGCAACAGUAUCCCUAUUCAAUUGGUAGAAGGUUCACUAAAGAAAAGUUAGAUGUGGGCUUACUACAAGAGCCCUGGAUAAAUAGCGGAAGUAUUCGAGGAAUUGAUAACAAAAUAGGAAAACUGUUAUACGAUGACUGUCAUCCUAACCCGACGGCAGCAAUUUUGGUAAGUAACAAGGUCAAAUUCAGUUCCAAUUGAAAUGAAUGUUCCGACUGCUAGGGGAAACAAAGAAGUAUACAUUGCUUCAGCAUAUUUCCCAGGAGACGUUGGUGAAGUGUCUCCGUCUCAAGUUAUGGCAUUUAUUUCGUAUUGCAAAAAAAACAAACAUUUUAUACUGGGUUGUGAUGCAAAUGCCCAUCAUACUGUAUGGGGUAGUACCGACAUCAACGACAGGGGGAGGAUCUCCUGAACUAUAUAACAUCUAAUAAUAUUAUUAACAUAACAUUAACAUUAAUAACAUUUGUCACGGCAGCACGACAAGAAGUGCUAGAUCUCACGUUAUGUAGCGAUAUAGUUUCAGAAAACAUUGAUAAAUGGAUUGUGUCAGAUGAAGAAUCGUUGUCCGAUCAUAAACAAAUCAGGUUUGAGUAUAAAGCCGGAAAAAUUAUAUCUGAAAAAUACAGAGACCCAAGCAAAACAAAAUGGCACCUUUAUCGUUUUCAUCUCAGCAAUCAUACCUUCAUUCAAAGUAGCGAAAUCAAAACUGCUGAGCAAUUAGAACAUGCUUCAAACCAAAUUAUAAAGAAUGUUGUGGAUUCCUACAAAGCCAGUUGUCCUAUAAGAAAGCAAUUUCCAAAAAAAGAUGUUUCUUGGUGGAAUAAAGACCUAUCAGUAUUAAGAAAACCUAUUUUAAUCCACCUAGCGGUGCAAUUGUGCCUUUCUCAAUCAUGAAUCACGAGAAUGUGUGCGUUGUUUAUAUUCAUUAAAAGCUUUUAAAUGCAUAUAUUACAUUUUAUUAUUAUACAUCACAUGACAACUAUAUACAGGAAAAUAAAUCAUUAUUCGAGUUCUAAAAUUUUGAAAAAGAAAAAAACAGCCACGGUAAUAUUGAACUGAAAUACCUUUCUAUUGAGAAAGGCAAAAAGGUGCGAAAUCGUCAAAGUCCCAAAAAGUCGAUUUUUAUAAAAAAAUAAUUUUCGAGAUAACAUAAAAUCUCGAUGUUUCAUGCAUUUUAAAGAUGUUUGGCAUCAAAAAUACGAAUUCGAUUUCUGAAAUUUCAUGAGGUCCCCCCUUUGAAAAAAAAAUUUGAGUUCCGGCUUAUAUGGGAAUUUCAUAUGUGACCGGACGGUUUAGUCUAUAUGUCCAGAACCAUAUAAGCUAUCCGUACGAAAUUUUAUAGACAUCUAUGGGGAUAUUAUAGCUAUCAUUUGGGACUAAGUUUG
Topomyia yanbarensis is the source of this 12163-nucleotide messenger RNA. RefSeq names its product tyramine receptor 1 (gene Oct-TyrR). Bases 1505 to 3103 code for a protein of 532 amino acids. Gene Ontology annotation, cellular component: membrane. Gene Ontology annotation, biological process: adenylate cyclase-activating adrenergic receptor signaling pathway. NCBI's taxonomy places the organism in Eukaryota, Metazoa, Arthropoda, Insecta, Diptera, Culicidae. Gene Ontology annotation, molecular function: octopamine receptor activity. The transcript has 3 exons. The record is from RefSeq and is a predicted model, not a curated record.